Closterium sp. NIES-65 is the source of this 762-nucleotide messenger RNA. The record is from the annotation of a GenBank genome assembly. Lineage: Eukaryota; Viridiplantae; Streptophyta; Zygnematophyceae; Desmidiales; Closteriaceae.
AUGCACUGCCCACUGCCCCUCCUUCAUUCAUGGUCGCCCUGCUGCCAUCCUGCACCACCCCGUGACUUGACCACUCCCCUGACCAAAUCUUCCCAAAACGUGCCACCUCCGAUUUUCUUUCCCUCCCAUUCUCCCUCUUCCCCUCUCUCUCUCUCUCUCUAUCCCGCCCUCCCUCUCUUUCUCUCUUCCUCUCUCAUUUCCUCCCUACCUCCCAACUUCCCCCCCUCCAUCCCUCCUCCCAGCCUCCCUCCACUGCAGCCCUACCUUUCAACACUUAUCUCCACCGCUCCUCUCCACUGCUCUCGCCACUGCUCCCUCGCACCAAAUUCCAUUACCCCUACUGUGCCCCUAUUCCAUUCACCGCUUCCCCUCACUUCCUCCCUUCACCUCCUCCUUCACCUUCCCUUUCCCCUCAUCCCUUCCCAUCUCUCCUUCGCCUCCUCCCUUCCCCUCCUCCCUUCCCCUCCUCCCUUCCCCUUCUUCCUUCCUCCUCCCUUCCCCUCCUCCCUUCCCCUUCUUCCUUCCUCCUCCCUUCCCCUCCUCCCUUCCCCUUCUUUCUUCCCCUCCUCCCUUCACCUCCUCCCUUCCCCUCCUUCCUUCCCCUCCUCCCUUCCCCUCCUCCCAACCCCUCCUUCUUCCCCUCCUCCAUUCCGCUCCUCCCGUUGCCUACUCCCUUCCCCCUCCGCCCUUCACAGCUUGCCAAAGAAUUACCCAGCAACUUUUUCUGCAGCGCAGCAGCAGCCACACUUUUGCGACGCCUAA